UAAAUAAAAAAAAAAUAUAAACAAAAUUAAAAAUAAAAAUCCAAUCAGUUUCCAUUUCCAGCCUGACUAUUCGCUCUCCGAACAGUCCCCGGCGGUAUACCAUUUCCUCUCCGGCGAUCACCCCCUUUGUUCCAUUUUAUCUUGAAUUUCAAAGAAUUAACGGAUUUCUUAUGGUUAAUUUUUUUUGAUUGAAUCACUUUGGGAGAUUUAUGAGAUCGAUAAAGAUUUAUUGCUGGGAAAAGUAUCUUGUUUUUGAGCAGCUGGUUUUAUUCCAAUUACAUGUGGGAUUCAUAUAAAGGUUAGGCUGUUAAAUGUAGUUUAAGCUUUGUUUGGAAAAUCCCAUCAAUGUGGUCUAGUUUGGAGAGUUUGGAUGGAUGUAUGUGAAUCAGAGCAACGAUUGCACAAGCUUCCUGCUGUGGAUACCACAAGACCACCUCUUGUUCCUGCUGAAAAGAACAAUGCACCACUCACUACCAGACGUCCUCAAGCAAGGGAAGUUAGUUCGAGGUAUAAAUCACCCACUCCAUCAACACCUUCUGGUCCCAAGCGUAGCCCAUCUCCAAACCUCACUAGAACAAGCCCUAUACCUUCCCAGUUGGUGCAAAAGAGAGCUGUAUCAGCUGAGAGAAAGCGUCCCUCAACACCACCUUCACCUCGAAGUCCAUCUACUCCAGUUCAUGGUUCAUCAAUUUUUGUGCAGAUAUCAUCUAGAAGGCUAUCAACUGCCCGUAUACCAGAGAGUUUAUGGCCUUCUACUAUGAGAAGUCUUAGUGUUUCAUUUCAGUCUGACACUAUUUCUAUUCCUGUUAGCAAAAAGGAAAAAGAGAAAUCGGUUAAUAAUGUUUCCUUGGAUCGCACUUUGAGACCUUCUUCAAAUGUGGCUCAUAGACAACAGUCAGAGCUACCUACCUUAUCUCAGAAGCCUACUCCAGAGAGAAAGAGAAGUCCUCUGAAAGGGAAAAAUGCACCCGAUGAAUCUGAAAAUGCAAAACCUGUUGAUGGUUUGCCCAGUCGAUUGAUAGAUCAGCAGCGAUGGCCCAGUAGAAUUAAUGGGAAAUUAUCUUCCACUUCAUUGUUCAGAAGUGUGGAUCUGGGCGAUAAGAUUGUUAAAAGUUUGCCUACACCAAUUCCAGGAAUGGGGUUAUCUUCCCCGAAGAGAACGCCAAUGUCUGAUAGUUCAGGUAAACCUCUACAGAAAUCUGCUAGUGAUGCUGCAAGGUUGUUAUCACUUGAUGAAAUUGGUCGAGUAGGAUCUGAGGCAAUCUCAAUUGCUGAUAAGUCUCUGUGGAUAUCUGGACCUGCUAGACUCCUUUCUGCAAGUUCAUUGGAUAAAAUGACAUCAACAACUCAUGGGGUCAAAUCUCAGUCUUUGUCUGCUCCUGGAUCACGACCUCAGUCACCAAGUAGGACCUCUGUUCCUAGGGGUGUCAGUCCAUCUCGGGCAAGACCUUCCACUCCACCUCCAAGAGGAGUCAGUCCAUCUCGGCUUAGGACAUCCACUUCAUCCAGCCAAUCCCAUAGCUCAACUUCAGUUCUCAGUUUUAUCACAGAUUUUAAGAAGGGAAGAAAAAGUGCAAACUACAUGGAGGAUGCUCAUCAACUGCGGCUUCUUUACAAUUGUUAUUUGCAGUGGCGACUUGCUAAUGCCAGGGCGGAAGCUGUAUUGUAUAUUCAGAAAGUUACUGUGGAGGAAAUUUUGUACAAUGUUUGGAAUGCUACUUUGAGUCUGUGGGAUGCUGUGAUCAAGAAAAAGAUCAUCCUCCAACGAUUGAAGUUAGAGCUCAAGCUAAGCUCAGUUUUGAAUGAUCAAAUGGGAUACCUAAAUGAUUGGGCACUACUUGAAAGAGAUCAUAUAAGUUCUUUAGCUGGCGCAGUAGAAGAUCUGGAGGCGAGCACUCUCCGUCUUCCCGUAACUGGAGGGGCAAGGGCAGACAUCAAAUCAUUGAAAGCUGUGAUUUGCCCUGCUGUUGACAUGAUGCAGGCUAUGGGUUCUUCCGUUUGUUCUUUACUCUCAAAGGUGGAAGGGAUAAACAAUUUGGUUUCUGAGCUUGCUGCAGUAGCUGCACAAGAGAAACGCAUUCUUGACCAAUGUGAAGCUCUGUUGGCUUCAACAGCAGCUAUGCAGUUAGAAGAGUACAGCCUCAGGUCUCAUCUCAUACAAACAAAACAACCUUUGGAGAGGAAUAAGCAGCCAAUCAUGGCAGCCAAAACAUUUCCAUGGCCCUGACCGGCUGGUAUGCUAACAAUCUGCCAAUAUAUAAUUUGAGAUAAAUUACAAAAUCUGCUUACUUCCCAGUAAAUGUAAAUUGCCCUUUUUAAUUUUCUUAACUUAAAUGGUAAUUUUUUUUCUUCUCUAAUUUUUCCCCUUUCAAAAGAUGGAGCUACUGGCUCCAUUUUUUCUGUGUAAUCUUUGUAUCAUGCACAUGAAAAGAAAAUGCAAAGGAAGCAAAGGAUUUUAAAUUCAGUGUAUAGGCAAGGCUUAAGAGAGAAAAAUGUACCAAAAAAAAAGGUUUUAAGAUGGAAAAAAGAUGUAGAGCUAGUUUACUUAUAGACUUGAAUGGAAGUUUUUAUUGUACUUCCAAUAUUCCAAGUUGAUAUUAUUGAGAACCAAUACAAUUUUAGUUUUGUAGCACACCUAUUACACUGGUGGCUCUAGGCUCCGAAUUCUUGGCUACUGCCCCAAACUCCAAAGAAAAGAAGAAAAUGAAAUCUGUUUUCAAUUCAAUGGCAAAACUUGGUGCAAUGCAUAUAACUAUAACACAAAAUUUUCACUGUAAUUUUAUCUUUGUGCAUCUCCAUUUUGCUUGUUCAUACGUUACAUGUCAUAUAAUCGUAGUAAGAGCAAGAAUGUACAUGUAUAAUCUUGAGAACCGUCCGUCAAAGAAGAAAGGGAAAGCAAUUUUUCAGCAGUUGAUGCCGCAUUUUGUGGUGUCUGGUCCCUUCGUUUUCAACGCAAAUGGGUUAAUUUGUAAGCAAGGAGAGGAUUGAAGCCAAUAGCACUGACCAUAUAACAACAAUGGUUGGUGUCCUGUUUUGCCUCCCCAUUAGACCUUUUAAGGAAUGGGUAUAGACGGACAAUCACCCAGAAGGAGAAGAAGAAGAGCUUUCCAAAGAGAGGUCCGCAAGAUUGGUAUCCGUUGUUUAUGUUAUCUGAGAUGCCUGCAACAACUCCAACUGGGUUGAUGAU
Durio zibethinus is the source of this 3187-nucleotide messenger RNA. RefSeq names its product AUGMIN subunit 8-like. Gene Ontology annotation, biological process: spindle assembly. Gene Ontology annotation, molecular function: microtubule binding. The record is from RefSeq and is a predicted model, not a curated record. Gene Ontology annotation, cellular component: nuclear microtubule; cytoplasm. NCBI's taxonomy places the organism in Eukaryota, Viridiplantae, Streptophyta, Magnoliopsida, Malvales, Malvaceae.